This is a messenger RNA of Fusarium verticillioides 7600, 1272 nucleotides long. RefSeq lists its product as hypothetical. Gene Ontology annotation, biological process: DNA damage response; DNA replication. The transcript is spliced from 3 exons. The coding region runs from base 28 to 1044 and encodes 338 amino acids. Lineage: Eukaryota; Fungi; Ascomycota; Sordariomycetes; Hypocreales; Nectriaceae. The record is from RefSeq and is a predicted model, not a curated record. Gene Ontology annotation, molecular function: double-stranded DNA binding. Gene Ontology annotation, cellular component: nucleus.
CUUCCUUCUUCAAACAUCAUCGCCAAUAUGCCAAAGGCCGAGGUCGGUUCAACGAAAUACGUCGCAAACCGCAUGAAGGCCAAGGGCCUUCAGCGUUUAAGAUGGUACUGUCAAGUUUGCGAAAAGCAAUGCAGAGACGCGAAUGGCUUCCGUCAGCACACAAUGUCCGAAUCUCACGUUCGACAAAUGUUGCUUGUCGGCGAAGACCCCAAGAAAUACAUAAAAUCCUACACGCAGCAGUUUCAGUCAGACUUUCUCCAGCUUCUCAGGACCGGUCACGGUGAAAAACAGGUCCAUAUCAACCAAUUUUAUCAGGAGUACAUACGAAACAAAGAACACAUACAUAUGAAUGCCACCUCUUUUGCCAGCUUAACGGAAUUCGCAAAACAUCUUGGUCGCGAGGGAAUCUGCCGCGUUGAAGAAAACGAUAAGGGUAUUCACAUAGCGUGGAUAGACCGAUCUCCAGAAGCCCUAAGACGACAGGAAGCAUUAAGGCGCAAAGAGGCCCAGGAUCAAGGCAACGAGGAGAUAGAACAACGAAUGAUUCGGGAGCAGAUUAAGCGAGCACAAGCCACCGCCGGCAGUCGGGAAGAGGAGAAAGAAGAGGACAAUGAAGCUCGAGAGCUAAAGCGACAAGAAGGCGAGAAGAUCAAGCUCUCAUUUGGAGCGAAGCCAGCUGCUUCUGAAACGAAGUCAUCAGAAAGCCCCGCGCUUGACAUGACAGCCCCUGAAGCAGAAUCUUCGAAGACAGCAGACACAACUACGGACAAAGGGAAAGAGCCGGAAGUAGCACCAGCAAAGCCCGGUGGAUUUGGAGGUCUUUCAAUGAAGCUUGGCGGAAAGCCCCAGACCAAGAACGUUUUCGCCCAGGCCAAGAAGAACGCCCUCGCUUCAGGAUCGAAGAAACCAGCCAAGAUUGAACAGCCAAAGAAAAUGAGUGAGGCUGAACGUAUAAUGAAGGAGGAGAUGGAGAAGAAACGAUCAAGAGAGUCUGCUGGAUUUAGCUUUGGUAUGGGCUCUGGUAAGAAGCAGAGAAACAACUGAGAAUAUUACGGAUUGUCUUACAGCUUGGACUGGGUUACAAGAAUUAUAGCAAAUGGCAUGGGUAAAAUUAUGUUCAGCACAAGAAUUGGAUGGGGCGUUUUUGCUUUAAUCUACCAUCGAUACCACAACGGCCGCUUUUAAAUAAUCACACGCGAUUUUCAUCAUAUUUACUGCCAUGCCAGUCCCUCCAACGCCAGUUUCGCCAGAACCAGUAGAAGAAAUUAUUCC